Lentinula edodes (shiitake mushroom) is the source of this 692-nucleotide messenger RNA. RefSeq lists its product as uncharacterized. The transcript has a single exon. NCBI's taxonomy places the organism in Eukaryota, Fungi, Basidiomycota, Agaricomycetes, Agaricales, Omphalotaceae. Bases 232 to 594 code for a protein of 120 amino acids. The record is from RefSeq and is a predicted model, not a curated record.
ACCGAAAAAUGCCCCAGGACCUGAAACUGUGCUAGUGCAUUAGCCUGCAAAGAACUUUAAGAAGGUUUCUUGAGCGUCUUUUUGAUUGUAAGAAUGCCAGAAGAAUGCCUUGCAAGAUUACAUGAGGAUGGUACCAGUCAUAAUGAGCGAGACUGAUACAGACGUUAACAGUAAUAUAAGGAUUUGAUUUACUCCAAUCAAUGCUGGCACUGGUUCAAAUCAGCGCCUACGAUGGUAGCGCCCAUUCCCCGUAGAUUGUGUACAAUCAUUUUCAUGCUCCUCUCCUCGAUUGUUGGACUGUUACAUUAUGUCCCCUUCGGGGUGACAUACGAAAAAAUUGGAACGAUACAGAGAAGAUUAGCAUGGCCCCUGCACAAGGAUGACACGCUUUCCCGGAGUGGUAGAUCUACGGAUCUCAAUAUUUAUUUUGUUUACGGUUUGGAAGAGUUUUGGACCUUUUACGCAGAACUCAAAUAUUUCCCACGGUCUUCGACGCCUUUCUCUCCACCCCCCUUACGCAGAAGUGAUUCUCAGAGCUUCAAAAGCCUCUCUUAUGGUACUGCACCAUGUUCUGAGAAUGUGUACAAAUUUUGAGAUCUAACGGUUCAGUUAUCAACACCUUGGGAAAUUGGGAUGUGACUUGAUCAUGACGCGGACCUCCCGUCCUCGUCCGAACCACACUCUGAGUUGAU